AGUGGUUGGACCUCUGACUUUCUGCAUGCAAAGCAGGGCCUUUCCCACUCAGUGGAAGCAAAACAGCCCAGAAGAACGUAACAGGGCCUCUCUCCCAUGCCUACAGAAGGAAAGUGGGAAUGUUGUUUUGAUGUUGCAUCGUGGGAAACUGAGCUGAAGGGGCUUAGAACGUAAAAACAUCCCUCUUGAGGCUGUUGGGCAAAUGUACCUGUUGCUCAAGGCAGCUGACUGGUGCAUUGACAAAACACCUGGUUGUAUGCCGCAGGCGAUUCAAGCCAUCUGUUUGGAAGCAGAAGGAAGAGGCCCAGGUUUGCCGGUCCAAGAAAUGGUUUGAGAAGACAGGAUCGUUGCCCUGGAGAGCUUACCGUCUGAAAUGAAGGAAAGGCGAGAGAGAGAGUGAUAUUCUCUUCUUGUGUGUGUCCGUGUGGUGGUGGCAAGCCUCACGGGACGUGGGCGUAGGAGUGUGGAAUUGUGUGAAAGACUUCACAGAAACAGGGUUUCGAGGGAGCACGAGAUGGCAGCGCGCUGGUGUUCUGGAGGACGGCGCUGGGCCUACGGGGAGAAGUGUGGUGGCUUGGAAGGACUUGCGGCAGUGGAGCGUGUGGGGGUGGAAAGAUCACAGGUGGAGCACAUGGUGAUGAGCUUUAGGGUGUCCGAGCUCCAAGUGCUCCUGGGUUUCGCUGGCAGAAACAAGAGUGGGCGAAAGCACGAGUUGCUCACCAAGGCUUUGCAGCUGCUGAAGUCUGGCUGCAGUCCAGCAGUCCAGAUGAAAAUCAAGGAGCUGUACCGGCGGCGGUUUCCCCGAAAGAUCCUCACCCCUUCGGACUUAUCCAUGCUGCACCUCCAGGCGGGACAGCUGCCUUCGGCCACAGCGCUGACCCAGGGCGCCAUGUGCCACCUCCCCUACGACAACGGAUCCGUGGCCUCCGCCGUGCCCGCCGGCAUGUUGCCCCCGGUGCCGAUGUUGGGGCCCAAGCAUGAGACAGAUGUUCCGCACCUGUCGCCGCCCAUCCACCCAGUCCAUCCGGAUGUUAAAAUGAGGCGGCUGCCCUUCUAUGACGUCUACGAUGAGCUCAUUAAACCCACCACUCUGGCUUCCAUGAACAGCCAGCGGUUCGAGGAAGCCCAUUUCACCUUCGCCCUCACCCCGCAGCAGGUACAACAGAUCCUCACGUCUCGUGAUAUCUUACCUGGUGCCAAAUGCGAUUACACCGUACAGGUGCAGUUAAGGUUUUGUUUGUGCGAAACCAGCUGCCCACAAGAGGACUACUUUCCUCCCAAUUUAUUCGUCAAAAUCAAUGGGAAGCUCUGCCCUCUUCCUGGUUACCUGCCCCCCACGAAAAACGGUGCAGAGCCCAAGCGACCGAGCCGACCGAUCAACAUCACGCCUUUGGUGCGGCUGUCAGCCACGGUCCCCAAUACAAUAGUUGUGAACUGGUCCUCUGAGUUUGGCCGGAAUUAUUCCCUGUCUGUUUACCUGGUGAAGCAGCUGACGUCAGUGACAUUGCUCCAGAAACUGAGGGCCAAGGGAAUCCGGAACCCAGAUCAUUCACGAGCCCUGAUCAAAGAGAAACUGACAGCCGACCCCGACAGCGAGAUUGCCACAACAAGUUUGCGAGUUUCACUCAUGUGCCCGCUGGGCAAGAUGAGGCUGAUCGUCCCCUGCCGAGCGUUCACCUGCACGCACCUGCAGUGCUUCGACGCCGCACUUUACCUUCAGAUGAACGAGAAGAAGCCGACGUGGACCUGCCCUGUCUGCGACAAGAAGGCCCCCUACGAGGCCCUGAUCAUCGAUGGGUUGUUCAUGGAGAUCCUGAACUCCGUCACGGAUUGUGACGAGAUCCAGUUCAUGGAGGACGGCUCCUGGUGCCCCAUGAAGCCCAAGAAAGAGAACCAGGAGGUUUGCCAGCCGUCUGCCUACAACGGCCUGGAAGCUUCCCUGUUCACAGUGGGCUCUGACGGGAAGCCGCUGGCCGAAAGCAAGAAGAAAGUGGAAGUCAUUGACCUCACGCUGGACAGCUCUUCGGACGAGGAGGAGCCCCCGGCCAAGAAGCAGUUUCCGGUCACCACCGCAGCCAUCCCAGCAGCCGCGGGGCCCAAGGGCGUCCUGAGCGCCGACCAUCAGCCCUCCUCGGUGCUGCGGAGCCCCCCCAUGGCCGCGGUGGGCAGCGACUAUCUCUCCAACCUCCCCGUGCCCGACUACCACUCCUACCAGGUCCCCUCGGACAUCCAAGGUCUGGAUUUGUUUUCCUUCCUUCAAAGUGAAAACCAGCAUUACAGCCCUUCCGUGAUCACGCCCCUGGAUGAGCCGGACUCACUGAGCCACUUCUUCCAGUACCGCGGCACCUCCCCGCACUUCAUGAACCCCCUCGCGCCGGUGGUGGUGGGCUCGCACAGCGCCGUCAGCUCUCCCACCGGCAGCCGCAUGAACAGUGUCGUGUCCUCCCCGCCCACGGCCCUGCGGGAGGGCCACGCGCACAGUGGCGCCGUGGGGGGCAGCCCGGUUUUGCCGGGGUGCCGGCCGGAUAUCAUCUCCCUGGACUAACCCUCCACGCGAGCACAGACUCUUCGUGCCGCUUCGUCCCUCCUGGUUGAAGAAACGAACAGCAGCGUUUGGCAAGCCGGGGCCCCGCGGGCACUUCGGGAGGAGGCGCAUCCUGCAGAGAGCGUGGUUCCUGCCGCGGGCACUUCGGGAGGAGGCACAUCCUGCAGAGAGCGUGGUUCCUGCCGCGGGCGCCGCACUUCUGCACGAGGGCUGGAAAACAGCGUUUGGCUCGGGCCGUUUUCAGAGCCCCGUGUUUCUGGGCUCGAGAGGAGUGUGCGGUCCCUGUCGGUGAAAUCUCGGAGGACUGCGGAAAGAAGAUUUUAUUUCCAUCCGUGGCUGGGGCUUCACCAUCCGGUAGCUUCAGGAUCCAUUAUGCAAAUGAGCCAGUCAUCUGCAUAAUCGAUUCCACAUUACGGAGUUCUGCUUCAUUUCGAACAUGAGCCCUGGGUUUUAUUUAGGCAAGAUCUGAUGUGAGGCGCCUUAACGCCUCUGCGCAGGAGACAGCAGCACCUUGAUUUUAAUCCGCUAGUGUUAGAGUUGGCCAUCUUUGCCACCUCCUCCGUAGCAGCGGGUGAUUAAAGGGAACCGGUUCAAACCUG
This is a messenger RNA of Varanus komodoensis (Komodo dragon), 3144 nucleotides long. RefSeq names its product protein inhibitor of activated STAT 3 (gene PIAS3). The transcript is spliced from 15 exons. Gene Ontology annotation, biological process: regulation of transcription by RNA polymerase II; protein sumoylation. Gene Ontology annotation, molecular function: transcription coregulator activity; zinc ion binding; SUMO ligase activity. NCBI's taxonomy places the organism in Eukaryota, Metazoa, Chordata, Lepidosauria, Squamata, Varanidae. The record is from RefSeq and is a predicted model, not a curated record. Bases 515 to 2545 code for a protein of 676 amino acids.